AUGCGGCACACGGCGUCUCGCGCUGCUUUCGCAGCGGCCUUCCUGUUCGCGUCGCUUGCGACUGCGCUGCCGCACGGCGAUGAUGAAGCCAUGGACAUGGACAUGGGGAUGAGUAUGACCAGCACGGCGCCCACGGCGACCACCACUACCGCCAAGACGCCCAGCGACGUCGCGAUGAGCUACUUCGCGUACAGCAAGCACUCUGGCACCAUCAUUGCGCACAUUGCGCUCAUGGUCCUGGGCUGGUGCUUUGUUCUUCCUGCUGCUGUCAUGCUGAGCAUUGCGCGAUCGCGCUUUGCGCUUCUUUCGCAGUUCCUGUUCUUGGUGUUUAAUGCCUUCGGAUUGUUGCUGGGUCUGAUAUACAACGGCCAGACACCAGACCUGUACGAAAACAACGCGCACCACAAGAUUGGCUGGAUUGCGACGUGGGUCGUUGGCGUGCAGGCCAUCCUGGGCCUGAUCUUCGCAUACGCCGGCCGAGGCGAGUCGCACGCUGACACGUACGAACGGGCCACCUUCCUGCCUGUGGCCACCGACGAGAUGGCCCAGCACGACCACAUGUACCCUCAUCGCCCUUUGCACGAGUACCGUUGGUCUCGCGACAGCGGCCAGGGCACCGAGAGUAACUCAUCUUCCAUUCACAGCCCCGACUCUCCGUCUGCCGAAUACGACGGUUUCGAAAAGCCCGAGGACGACCUGCCAGCCAAACCCGCCGCUCCGCGCGGCUGGUUCCAUAGCACCGUUGUGGAUCGGUUUCUGUCGAAGCGCGUACCGGGAUUGGUGUCGAGUCGUGUGCUGCGCAGCUUCAACCUGGUGUACAACAUUAUUGAUCGCAUCAUCCUGCCUUUUGGUUUUGUCGCCAUUGCGACUGGUGCUGUGACCUAUGGGGGUAUCAUGCGAGACCACGAGAUCUUCAACGGAUUAGCGCACUUCAUCAAGGGUGGCAUUUUCUUCUGGUAUGGCAUCCUGACGCUCGGACGCUUUGUGGGUUGCUGGGCAGACUUUGGUUGGGCUUGGAACAAGAAGCCCCCUGCCGCAAUUGUCGGAUCGUGGAAGUCCAAGAUCCCGACGGGAGAAUUCACCGAGUCCUUUGUCAUUUGGCUGUAUGGAGCUUCGAACGUCUUCCUAGAGCACCUAGCCCGCUGGGGCCAGGCUUGGUCUCCCACCGACCUCGAGCAUGUCUCGAUCUCAGUGAUGUUCUUCGGCGGUGGCCUGUGUGGCAUGCUCUUCGAAUCCAAGCGGAUCCGUGAAUGGCUCAACAGCACCCUCCUCCAUUCGCCCAUGCACGGUAGCCGAGACGAGGCCUGGCAAGUUCCCAAAUCGCAGGGGGUCCCGCUGAACCCGAUGCCCGCUCUGAUCAUCCUGCUGCUGGGAAUGAUGAUGGGAUCGCACCACCAGGACAGCAUGACUUCGACCAUGGUGCACAAGCAGUGGGGCAACAUGCUGGUUGGCUUUGCUCUGGCCCGGGGCAUGACCUAUCUGCUGCUGUUCCUCAAGCCGCCCAGCUCAUACCUGCCUGCGCGUCCGCCUACUGAGAUCGUGGCUGCAUUCUGCCUGAUUUCUGGUGGCCUUAUCUUCAUGCUGAGUACCCGCAACGUCAUCGAGGCAAUGGAGUUCUACGAGGUGGACGCGAUGUUCACCUUCACGGUAGGCAUGGGCUUCACCGCCUUCGUCAUGGCCCUGGAAGUGUUGGUGAUUGCCCUCAAGGCCUGGGCAGUAAAGCGCGAGCAGCCCAAUGUGAGCUAUCGCUUUCCCUGA
Molecule: messenger RNA, 1758 nt
Organism: Penicillium riverlandense
Lineage: Eukaryota; Fungi; Ascomycota; Eurotiomycetes; Eurotiales; Aspergillaceae
Product: Ytp1 family protein
Exons: 4
Coding region: 1-1758 (585 amino acids)
Source: RefSeq, a predicted model, not a curated record